AUGGAGAUGGAGACUGGCGAAAGAUCACAGAGUUCAUUACCAUAGUUGGGCCAUUACACCUGUGGUGGUCUGACAAAGCACACCCCUCACCUGCUUGAAAUUCAUGAAUUGUGUUAACUCAUGUGGAGCCUUGAUCUGAGUGAGUUUGAAAGAUUUCUAUCUGAAUUGGAUGUAGUACGGAGAAAAAGCUAAUAAUAAUAUGCCAUUUAGCAGACGCUUUUAUCCAAAGCUACUUACAGUCAUGCGUGCAUACAUUUUUGUGUAUGGGUGGUCCCGGGGAUCAAACCCACUACCUUGGCGUUACAAGCGCCGUGCUCUACCAGCUGAGCUACAGAGGACCACGAUACAUUUCAUCGGACAAUAUUCUGUUAACGUCUCUGUUAAAACAUUCCCAGUCAGUGUGGUAUGUCUGUCAGUGUGACAGUCUGAGUUGCCCUUGCUGCCCUCACAUAGUGAAUGGGCUGACGGUGUGAAUGGCUGGCUGCAGCAGCUGACAGGGCAUGUAUUGUUGUGGCUCUCAGUCAUCAUGGCUGCCAGGGGGGUGACUUGUGUUGUUGUUGUCAGAUGUUGUUAAGUGAACCUGGCUAGCUGGUGGCUAGCUGGUGGCUAGCUGGUGGCUAGCUGGUGGCUAGCUGGUGGCUAGCUGGUGGCUAGCUGGUGGCUAGCUGGUGGCUAGCUGGUGGCUAGCUAGUGUUAGUGUACUUAGCAUCAGUUGGCCGUGGCUGGAGACUUUUUGAAGUACUUUCCCUCAGUCCUCUAUUGUCCUGAGUGACUUCUUCCUCCUUCCUCUCAAACAGCGCCAUAUAUGGUCAUGCCUGGGAGAAGCACGGUCUGACUCUGUUAUUCAGUUUCUCUCCCCUUCAACGCCAACAUUAACUGAACCCUGCUCUUUUAAAUGAAUGGAAAACUUCUUGACCCACCUGACCUCUUUCCUUAAUAAAAACUCAGCCAAGGAAGCUAAAAAAAGAUGAGAUCUAAAUAGACUCCAAGUUGCCCUAUAACUAACCACCACAAGACUUGUGCCGUGUCUAGAAAACAACAACAUAUACAAGCUGUAAAUAUAAUUUUUCCCACACAAUGAGCCAGUCUUUUAGCUUCCAAAUGUUCUUUAAUUGCAUAAAACCAUCCCAUUUUCAGAUGAAUCUCUUAAGUUAUAUUUUAUCCAACUUUAGACAGCCUUUUACUUUGCUAAAGGUCAAAACGUUGGCCGUUGUCUAAACUCUAAAAACACAAGUCAACAAUAACAGGGUAAAAGUCAUGAAAAAUAAGCUCUAAAUCCAAUGUAUUCAGCCCUGUCUCUGACUAACAGCGCUCUCAAAUAAACCCAGCUCACGUUUGUCUCUCUCUGCUCUGAGCUGCUUAGAAAUGUACCGUGUUUAUUGCUCGUCCUGAUAUUUAUAUAUUUCUUAAUUCCAUUCUUUUACUUUUAGAUAUGUGGAUUGUUGUGAAUUGUUAGAUACUACCGCACUGUUGGAGCUUGGAACACAAGCAUUUCGCUACACCCACAAUAACAUCUUCUAAAUAUGUGUAUGUGACCAAUCAAAUUUGAUUGGAUUUGUUUUAGUUUCCCUCUUCACACUGUCAUCAGGAUGUAGUGUAGGAACUUGAUUAGCCCCCAGGAGGUUUGCUGCUGCUACGUGUGUGUGUCUGCGUGUGUGUGGGCUGGCCUUGUGGAAUGUUGUGUGUGUCAGGGGAGGGCCAGGGUUGGGCUGUCCUGUGAUGUCACAGACUACUGCUUCAGAAGAGCUGUCAGAUAAAUAGAUGAGAGUGGGAAACCGGGGGGGAAGAAGGGGUGGAGGAGAGGAUAGAAGGAGAGAGAGCAGUGCUCUGACCUGGCAGAGAGAAAAGUACAGAGCAGAACAUUUUGUACUGGUGUUGGAAGGGUCAGCUUGUGUAUCCUUAUUCUCCACUUACCCUCUUGCAGUGUGUGUGCGCACACACACACACACACACACACACACACACAAACUGUCAGAACAGGGCCAAAUUAGGAGUGAUGAAUUGGAAGGUGGAGCGAGGGAUUAUUUUUUCAAACAGAACCAAAGAAAAGCCACACUUGAAACCCGUACCAACCUUACAUAUGAAGCAGUAGAAACCCACAGGAAACUUCAAUGUCUUUUCAAUUCAAGUACCUUUUGACAAAAUUACACUUUAUUCUACAGGGGUCUGGCUCAUUUUGACUCAACCAAACAAGUGGGACGCCUAUUCAUAAACAUCCUGGGCCUAGGGUGUGGAAGUCUGCUCCCCACGUCAGUCAGUGGCCAUGACAUGACACAUUAGUAUUCACACCAUGGGGUAGCUGGAGUGGAGGAGCCUCUGUGUCUGCCAAUCAGCUCCGCCUUCAGCUAGCAACCAACGCCCAUCAACACCUUGCCAAAACCGAUGGCCUGCCUGGUGUGUUGCCAUGGUGACAUCAUGUUGUCCCACCCGUCACCGUUGACCGCUGCAGUGCAGUGAAAAGGGGCAGGAUUAGUGGGUUGAUACCUCCCAUGAAUCCUCCAGUUGGUUGCAUCUGAAGUCAAGGUCACAAGACUGUGGGUGGCAGGCUGUGUGUGCGCAUGACUGUCGUGUAGACUUUUCCAUAACGUGUUGUAAGGCGAUCCCCUCCGGUGUUGCGGUGGUGUCUGGUGUGAUGGUCUCCUCUACUAUAUUGGGCCUUUCUGUCGCUUCUCUGUCAGCUGAUACAAGACAGACCUGCAAACACGUCAGCACCGCUCUGAGUGGGAGAGCUGGAAGGGGUGUGUGGCAGGUCUGAGGGCAACACACACACAGAGAUGUACGUACACACACAGAGAGACACACCCCACUGACCGCAGCCUCCUCAGGUUUCAUCCUCACUGUAGUGUGUGUGUGUGUGUGUGCGCGCGCGCAAGUCAGAAGGUGUGUCUAUAUUUUCAAAUCUAGACCCCCUCUAAAUCAAACAGUAUCAGCUCGGACUGCUCAAUGUUAUGGCUACUAUCAGACUACUAAUAAUAAGACCUGGCUUCUUGUUAACGUGACUCUCUUUGGAAUACAAUAAAUAUAAUCUGAGCUUAGAUGCUUAGAUCACUUUUUCAUGUGUGUUUGGAGGAGAACAGUGAAUGUUUAUACAGCUGGUUUAAGGUAUCGGUGCAGAAAUAGCCAGGUCACGCAAAGUACCAGGCAACAUUGCUAGAGGUGCUAGACAGUGUCUCGGUGACUUGUAGGAAUCUCUCUGCCCAUACCUAUGCCUCAUCCGUAGUCUGCCAUUAAAUAGGUAGCAAUACAAAAUGGAGUACAGGUUUUAGAAAGGGGUUUGGCUAUGAAUCCAUUGUGCAUGUCUUUGGGAAGCUGACUAUUUUUAAGACUGCAUUUCUUUUUUUCUUUUUUUUCUCAAAUGCAUGCUAUGAAAACCAUUUUUCUUAGUUAUAACUGUAGAAACCUAAUUUGCUCAAGUGUAAGAUGAAUUGCGCCCAUUGUUUAACAAUGUACCUUUUCAUUUAGAAUGCUUUAGGGACACCUUUGUCUACAUAUAGCUAACUAAAUGAAUGUGACCCGGUUAUUUCAUGUUAAAUAACAACCACAGCCAGUGCUUUUGUUACAAGCGCUGUGUUAGUAGGUUAUCUGUAGCUACCAUAAUGUUUGGCUGUUUCAUGAAAACCUCACCCUCGGGACACUGGGCCGGACUGACUCGCCAUGUGUUCCUGUUGUGGUUAUAAACACAGAUUUGAAAAAUGUGAAAAGUAAGUAAAAGUAAGUAGGGUUCCGUGCUCGGGGGUAGUAGUGGGUACCUGCUUAGUAGAGUGUUGUGCCUGCGCUCGUAUCCUGAACUGGACUAGUCCACUGUCCCACCCCCCACCCCCUCCCCCACUCCACGUCCCUCCAGUCAUCACUUCAGGCUUGGUAGUACAGCACUCUGACUUCUGAGAAGCCAUAAAGGAACACCCUCACGUACAAAAUGUAGGUCUGUUGCACCUGGCAGAAAAGUGAAUCGUCACCACAGAUGAUAUGGGGACAUGACACUUUCAAAGCAAAGUUUGUCAGAUGUUUUCAGACCUCUAGGGUAGUCUGUCAAGAUAGAACCACAACCAGUGUCGUAGGACGUGGUUUCAUCUUGACAUUACUCUACUUUUGAGGUUUGAAAACAUCUGUCAAAGUUUCAUUUAUGAGGGAAAUGUGCCUUUAAGUUCCAGCACUCUUUGCCAUCAAAUCUAACUGUCUCUCUCUGUGUCUCUGUGUCAGUGCGGGGAUGUCGCCCAGGGAAGAUCGUGCAGAUGUCAGAGGCUGAGGUGAGGGGCCUCUGCAUCAAGUCCAGAGAGAUUUUCCUCAGCCAGCCCAUCCUGUUGGAACUGGAGGCUCCCCUCAAAAUCUGUGGUAGGUGGUGAUGAUGAUGAUGAUGAUGAUGGUGGCUGAUGAUGAUGAUAAUGCUGAUGAUGCUGAUGGUGAAGGUGAUGAUGAUGAUGAUGAAUCCCCACUACAUCUCAUGUCCAGUUCUGGACCUAUUAUUCAUUCAUUGGCCUGACUGUGGAUGGAUAGGCUAUGGUAGUUAAGUAACCCCCCCCCCCCCCCCCCCCUCCUCAGGUGACAUCCACGGCCAGUACACAGACCUGCUGAGGCUCUUUGAGUACGGGGGCUUCCCGCCCGAGGCCAACUACCUGUUCCUGGGGGACUACGUGGACCGAGGGAAGCAGUCCCUGGAAACCAUCUGUCUACUGCUGGCUUACAAGAUCAAAUACCCCGAGAACUUCUUUCUCCUCCGGGGCAACCACGAGUGUGCUUCCAUAAACCGCAUCUAUGGCUUCUAUGAUGAGUGUGAGUAGUAUGCGUGCGUGCACACAUGCUCUGUGCACAUACACACACACGACACACACACACAUCAAUACCUCGCCUCAUGCACUUGUUAGUGUAUCAUACAAGUAAUUGAGCUAAAUACCCACCCGACACACACGCUAAUUCAUGUUUAUUUGCCAUUCAACACAUGUAUGCUGUGACAAGAGUAAAGUUGCAAAUGAAUACACUUGCACACACAACUGUCUCACAUGAGUGUACAAGAUCCCAGAUGAUUGUAGAAAGUAUAUUUAAUCUUCAUCUCUUAAUCAUUCUCUAGGUAAGCGCAGAUUCAACAUAAAGCUGUGGAAGACAUUUACUGACUGCUUCAACUGCCUUCCCAUCGCUGCCAUCGUAGACGAGAAGAUCUUCUGUUGCCAUGGAGGUGCAGUAUUGCUGGAAGAGCUGUCCCUCAAACUCCCUGUCUAUAAAUGACAUGGUUGUUAAAAGAGCAUAGCGUUUUGUCUUGCUCAGAAAGUGAAUAUGAAAGUUGAUAUAGCAUUAGAAUAAUGAUUACAUACUACAUAUGUAUUAAAUAGUUACAGUAUAUAAAAUAAUGCAAGCAGGCAUUAGACAUGAGUCAUGACUAUGAUUAAGUGAAAAAAAUAGUUAAAGGUUCUGUGCACAGCAGUGCCUCUCCUACAACGUGCUGGUCCUGCCAGGGAAGCUAACCUUGAAAGUUUGUGUGGUUUGUAUGUGUUUUGGAUGACUGAGUGCUGUUGUCUCUGUGCUCCUCUGUCUCCUACCAGGCCUCUCUCCAGACCUGCAGUCUAUGGAGCAGAUCCGUCGCAUCAUGAGACCCACAGAUGUCCCUGACACAGGUAGGUCCACAUACACACAGAUGGAUGGAUGCACAUGUACAUACACAUAUACUGAACAAAAAUAUGAAUGCAACAUGCAACAAUUUUCAAAGAUUUUACUGAGUUACAGUUAAUAUCAGGAAAUCAGUCAAUUGAAAUAAAUUCAUUAGGCCCUAAUCUAUGGAUUUCACAUGACUGGGAAUAUAGAUAUGCAUCUGUUGGUUACAGAUACCGUAAAAGAAAUGGGCCUCACAAUGGGCCUCAGGAUCUCUGUGCAUUUAAAUUGCUACACAUAUUGUACGUGGACACACACACACACACACACACACACACACACACACAUAUGUUUUACUGUCCUUGUGGGGACCUAUUUUAUCUAACCCCUAACCCUAAACAACCCUUACCCUAACCCCUAACCCUAACUCCUAACCUAAACCUAACCCCUAACUCUUAACCCUAAUUGUAACCCUAAACCUAAGCCUAAAAUAGCCUUUGUCCUCGUGGGGGCCUGGGAAAUGUCCCCACGAGGAUAGUAAUACAAGCCCACACACACACACACACACACACACACACACACACACACACACACACACACACACACACACACACACACACACACACACUCCUCUCCAACUCUCUAAGCUGUUUACAGAAACAUGUGCUAUUUCCUUUAGCAGACAGUAGGGGUCAUCCCAGAUUGUACUGUACAUGAUUUUGAGCAGUUUAGCUAAUUCUUUGUUAAAGAUUUUCUGUUUCUCCAAACCAAAUGAAUAUUGAAAUUACCAUAGAUGGGUUGUUUAAACAUUACUUUAAUGACUGUCCAUGAUCAACCCAUUGUUAUGUCAACACAGUAGACCUAUGUGUAGUUACAUCUAAAUAAGGUUCUGAGAAUCAUUGAAUACAGUGGGGGAAAAAAAGUAUUUAGUCAGCCACCAAUUGUGCAAGUUCUCCCACUUAAAAAGAUGAGAGAGGCCUGUAAUUUUCAUCAUAGGUACACGUCAACUAUGACAGACAAAAUGAGAAAACAAAAUCCAGAAAAUCACAUUGUAGGAUUUUUAAUGAAUUUAUUUGCAAAUUAUGGUGGAAAAUAAGUAUUUGGUCAAUAACAAAAGUUUCUCAAUACUUUGUUAUAUACCCUUUGUUGGCAAUGACACAGGUCAAACGGUUUUCACACACUGUUGCUGGUAUUUUGGCCCAUUCCUCCAUGCAGAUCUCCUCUAGAGCAGUGAUGUUUUGGGACUGUCGCUGGGCAACACAGACUUUCAACUCCCUCCAAAGAUUUUCUAUGGGGUUGAGAUCUGGAGACUGGCUAGGCCACUCCAGGACCUUGAAAUGCUUCUUACGAAGCCACUCCUUCGUUGCCCGGGCGGUGUGUUUGGGAUCAUUGUCAUGCUGAAAGACCCAGCCACGUUUCAUCUUCAAUGCCCUUGCUGAUGGAAGGUGGUUUUCACUCAAAAUCUCACGAUACAUGGCCCCAUUCAUUCUUUCCUUUACACGGAUCAGUCGUCCUGGUCCCUUUGCAGAAAAACAGCCCCAAAGCAUGAUGUUUCCACCCCCAUGCUUCACAGUAGGUAUGGUGUUCUUUGGAUGCAACUCAGCAUUCUUUGUCCUCCAAACACGACUAGCAAACUUCAGACGGGCCUGGACAUGUACUGGCUUAAGCAGGGGGACACGUCUGGCACUGCAGGAUUUGAGUCCCUGGCGGCGUAGUGUGUUACUGAUGGUAGGCUUUGUUACUUUGGUCCCAGCUCUCUGCAGGUCAUUCACUAGGUCCCCCCGUGUGGUUCUGGGAUUUUUGCUCACCGUUCUUGUGAUCAUUUUGACCCCAUGGGGUGAGAUCUUGCGUGGAGCCCCAGAUCGAGGGAGAUUAUCAGUGGUCUUGUAUGUCUUCCAUUUCCUAAUAAUUGCUCCCACAGUUGAUUUCUUCAAACCAAGCUGCUUACCUAUUGCAGAUUCAGUCUUCCCAGCCUGGUGCAGGUCUACAAUUUUGUUUCUGGUGUCCUUUGACAGCUCUUUGGUCUUGGCCAUAGUGGAGUUUGGAGUGUGACUGUUUGAGGUUGUGGACAGGUGUCUUUUAUACUGAUAACAAGUUCAAACAGGUGCCAUUAAUACAGGUAACGAGUGGAGGACAGAGGAGCCUCUUAAAGAAGAAGUUACAGGUCUGUGAGAGCCAGAAAUCUUGCUUGUUUGUAGGUGACCAAAUACUCAUUUUCCACCAUAAUUUGCAAAUAAAUUCAUAAAAAAUCCUACAAUGUGAUUUUCUGGAGAAAAAAAUCUCAAUUUGUCUGUCAUAGUUGACGUGUACCUAUGAUGAAAAUUACAGGCCUCUCUCAUCUUUUUAAGUGGGAGAACUUGCACAAUUGGUGGCUGACUAAAUACUUUUUUUCCCCACUGUAAGUCACAGAAAACCCAAGGGAUGUAGUAUCUGGUCAUCAGACCGUUCUAGCAAACAUCUCCUUAUAUGGGCGUGAUGUGAACCACCGGACCGUGAGGCCAUUUUACACGUCUCAGAUCUUGUUAUGGUUGUGUGUGUGUGUGUGUGUGUUCCAGGGUUGCUCUGCGACCUGCUGUGGUCGGACCCAGACAAAGACGUUCAGGGUUGGGGAGAGAACGACCGCGGGGUCUCGUUCACGUUUGGGGCUGAUGUGGUCAGCAAGUUCCUCAACCGCCACGACCUGGACCUCAUCUGCAGAGCCCACCAGGUACUGUAAUGAUCAAGUGACCUGUCAUUGUAGUAGAAACAAGACAUUAGAGUUGUCCAGUACUAGCAACAUAAUCCAGUACACUGUAGUGUCAUCCACCCAAACCCUCUUACACACAGAAAUGACAGCUCCAGUUCCUAUAAACCCAAAGUAUCAAAUCUUAAAACACUUCUCUAUUGCUGUUGAGAUACUUAACAACGUACCACUGUAAAAUGUACAUAGUGAAUAUACUUAAUGACAAUGAUAUUGAGGGCUCACUAGUGGCAACACUAUAGAUAGUUACUGGAAAUUAUGCUGUAAACUGGGUGGUUCGAGCCCUGAAUGCUGAUUGGCUGACAGCCGUGGUAUAUCAGACCGUAUACCACGGGUAUGACAAAACAUUUAUUUUUACUUUUCUGAUUAUGUUGGUAACCAGUUUAUAAUAGCAAUAAGGCACCGGGCUGUAUCCAGGCACUCUGCGUUGCAUCGUGCUUAAGAACAGUCCUUAGCCGUGGUAUAUUGGCCAUUUAUACAACGGGUGGGUCUAAUCUUGAAUGCUGAUUGGAUAAAAGAGCAUUCCAGCCAGUGUCUAUUCCACAAGUUACCACAGUCUAAAUCUAUGCCGUUAAAAUACCUAUUUACUCUUUUCCAUCUGACUGCACAACCCACUGUCUCAUCAGCCCAGCCAGGCAAUUUAUAAACAUGAUCUCCACUUUAAAAAGCAUCUAGACAUUAUCUCACAUUUCUUUUAGACUAACAACACCUCCUCAGGCUUUAACGGCUCAGGGCUGUAUCCAGGCACAUAAGAACAGCCCUUAGGCGUGGUAUAUUGGCCAUAGACCACACCUCCUUGUGCCUUAUGGCUUUAAUUAUAGCUACACACUUAUAUAGCUACGUAUAGUUGCACUUCAUGACUUUGAUGGUCCCCUCCACUGAUGUGCUGACUGUGUGUGCCUCCCCCAGGUGGUGGAGGAUGGCUAUGAGUUCUUUGCCAAGCGGCAGCUGGUGACUCUGUUCUCAGCUCCUAACUACUGUGGAGAGUUUGACAACGCCGGCGGCAUGAUGAGUGUUGACGAGACCCUGAUGUGCUCCUUUCAGGUAACGCUAUUAAUGUAACGUCAGUAGUGUCAUUGGAACAACAGCUGUUUUCUGUCUCUACAGAGAGUAAGGCGUGUUUGUCAUUAGGGUAGACUGACUGAGUUUAUUCUCAGGAUAAGUCCCUAAAGUGUAUCAUUCCACACACUUAUGUUUGUAGGCCUACACUGUUUAGGCAAUAAGGUACAGUGGCUUGCGAAAGUAUUCACCCCCCUUGGCAUUUUUCCUAUUUUGCAAGGCACUGUACUUGUCAAUGCUACGUUUUGAUUAUCGCUACUAUCACUCUGCUACAGCUGGGGCCAAACAACAGCCCUUAGCUUUGAUAGAAUCAAACCCUGUUCAGUCUCUUGCGUCUAUUGGUUUUAUUAAUUCACCAGACAUAUUAAAGAAGAAUUUCACAGGUGGAAUAUGCCUUGGAUUGGGGUUUAGAUGUAUAGUCUAAUGGUCCACCAUCACUUUGUAGAUCCUGAAGCCGUCUGAGAAGAAGGCCAAGUACCAGUACGGAGGGAUGAACUCCGGCCGACCCGUCACCCCGCCCCGCACCGUGGUCCCGCCAAAGAAACGGUGAAUGUGGAAGAGAGGAAGAGCGAGUGAGAGAGAGAGGAAGGGAGGGAGAUGGAGGGACGUCGUGGAUGAGUGUGAUGGUCCCUGUGAUCAGUUUUUCACAACGGCGAAACACUUGGCAGACAUCAAUAAACGUAGAUAAAACGCAAAGUUUUUGAUUUCAUGACCCCCUGCUCCCCACCUCCGUUUGGUCUUUAGUUGGCAUUUCCCUCUCUGAACUGUUCUGUGUCGCGGGCCGCUCCCCUCCCCCAAGGCUUAAUCAGUGUAACAAACCACCCCCCCCCCUCCCCCCUCCCCAAUGCUUCAUCUGUGUAACCAACCACACCCGUUUAAAAAAAGUUGUGUUUAAAGAAAACAAUGAGAACAGUCAUUCUGUUUGCAUAUCGGAGUGUUUUUCAUUGUGAUUUUGUUCUUGCUUUUUGGCUUAUGACAGAAUGACAACUACUAGCCCCAGUUGACCAUUUCACCACCCCACCUGUCAAGUAAGAACAGGUGUUAAUGACAGUUACUGGGUUUUCAAUAAAUAAAAUGGGGGAAACAUUUUUUGGGUUGGUCAGUGUCUUUUUCAUUGAUAUAUAUAAUGUGCUUUCAAUGCAGUGAAAAAUAAAACACUUUAUACUCAAAGUAUUGUAAAAAGAAGACUAAAUCACACAGAAAUAUAAAACAAUCAAUUUAAUGUCACCAAAUCAAAGCCAUUUCCAACAGCAGCAACUGAAAUUCCUCAAAACUGAAAAACUAUAAAAAUGCACACAUGUAUAGCCAUGGUUCCCUUCGCUGUAGUAGCACAUCCUGACGAAUCAAAUCCCUGCUCGCAGCCACAACCAAACAUGAUUGGAGUUCCAUAAAACAAAGUUGAAUUGUAUGUAUUAAACUCUACAGUAACAUGUAACAAUUAUGUCCAAGAAGACUCUUUCUUCUCAAAACCUAAUUGCAUGCAGUACUUU
Messenger RNA from Coregonus sp. 'balchen', 10869 nucleotides. NCBI's taxonomy places the organism in Eukaryota, Metazoa, Chordata, Actinopteri, Salmoniformes, Salmonidae. The record is from the annotation of a GenBank genome assembly.